CCCCAAAGUCAUAAAAUCAACAAUCACCGAUGUGACUGAUGCAGUUUGGCUGUUUGAAGUGCUUAUCUAUGAUGAGCACCUUCAUUUUUAAUGCUCCCCCUGCUGCCUUGCUGAUUCUAUCUGCACGCACGCGCCAUUGUUGUGUGCACAAAGCUGCUUCACAACCUCUCACUUGAUCUUCAUCAUAACACGGCAACAAAGCACACAAUAACCGGCUCGGCUUCAAAGAUCCAGUCUCACAGCGGUGAGAUGUGACCUCUAGUUUGACUCUACACGUGAAUAUGUGAGUGGGAAACUACAAUAUUACAUUCAUAGUCAAUUCAUUCCAUUCGAUUGAAAUAGUUUUAACCAUCAGAAGAUGCUUUAAGCCGCCUUGAAUAGUGUGGCAACAUCGAUGCCAUGCAAAUAUCCUGCUUUGACUGACAAACGUACAUGCAUCUCCGUAAGAGAGGCACAGACGACGCGGCUAAAGCGAAGGAUGCCGGCUAAGGGCCACCUGUAUUUUGCAGUCCUACUUUUUCUGCUGAAGAGGGCGACAGAAACAAGAUGCACCUCUGGUUCCAACCUCUUGGUGGUCUUUCCAGAAAACAUUGCCUACUUUUACCCUGAGGAACCUCACAACAUGUGACGGCUUUGCACGAUAACACAAAAGUCACAGUGGCGAUCGGUCAACAAACCCACACGGAGAUUCUGGCCAAGGCACAGACGCGGCGCUUCUUCUCCGAUGGAACCACUGAGCUCGGGCGAGAGAAUGUUUCUGACAAGGUUCUUCGGGUGAGCAGCACCCGCCAGGUCACUGUCCAGGUUGUCAGCGUCAAGGCGGGCAGCGUGCAGAGUGCUCGAGUUCUUCCCGUGGAUGCGCUUGGCACUGAGUACCUCGUCCCGCGGGUUCCCGAAAACCAGAACACCACCCAACCCCCUGAUGUGGUUUGCGCCUACAUGACCGAGUUCGCCCCCUUUAGGCUCAUUGUGGUUAACGCAGAGAAAGUCAACACAGUCAGCCUGGAAGGAGACAACAUUACCAAGGAAGUGGAGCUGGAGCCUCACCACGCCGCUCAGUUCUGGCUGGACGGCAACGAGGUCUGGAGAGUGGUGAGGGCUAAGCACCCGGUGGCGGUUCUCUUCGGGCACCCGUGUGCCGCCACACUAAACUGCGGCUGCUCCAUGCUCUACGUCACACUAAACCCCAAACCACAUUGCAAGAUGGCCUUCUUGGUCCCACCUCUGCUGUCCCAAGCCUCAGAGGACCAAACUGCUCUCCUUCUGUCCCAGGAGGACGCUUCCUCGGUGGACUCCUCGUAUCCAGGCUGGCCUCUGUUGGAGCUCUCCGGUAUCGCCGCCGUCCUCCACCGGCCUGGCCUGCUCCUGCCACUCAUCCCUCAGUCGGAGUUGGCCUCAUGCUACGUGGUCAAUGCCAUACCGGACGUGUAUAACUUUGCCGUCAUUCUGGUCCACAAGGACCUGGCUAGGCCGUGUAGGGAGCAGCCCACUGGAAGACCCCACCUGGCUAACGCUUACGGGGACAGACUAUGUCUCCACGGUGUUAACGCUCAGCCUGGACAGCGCCAUUUGGCACACCUCGGACAAGAUGGCUGUCUACUAUAUAGGACAAAAGGGGGGCGUCCUUUUUGGGAACCCGGCGCCUGCCAUCAGUCAAACCUCAGAUUACAGAGGCUGCGUCUUGUCGCCUGACGUUUGGGAAAUCGGUUCUGAGGCUCUGGGCUGGCAGGAGUCCAUCAAGUUCUGCAGAGACCGGAAUCUCCAUUUGGUCAGCUUGUCCUCUCUCCAACUCAUGGAACAAGUGCAGGUCAGAGUCCGGCAGGGGUAUACCCGGGAUAGCGUCCCGAGGCGGGCUUGGAUCGGCUUGCGUCGCAGCACAUUGACUGGCGCCUGGUACUGGAUCGACAGGGUGCCGUUUACAGUCAGCAACUGGCAGGGGGGCAAGCCCGAGGACACUCAUGGGGGUCAUUGUGGAACCAUUAAUCUAGAGCCAAGUCAGGACUUUGGUUGGAGCCAUGAGGACUGUUGUUAAGAUGUCCAUCCCAUCUGCUACCGAGAACCACAACUCUUUACCAUGCAGUAGAUUGAGCAUGGCUAACGUUGAGUGUGGUUAGCUAACACUUGAGUUAGCUCUACUGCUGUAAGCUCAUGCUAUUGAUAAUAUAGUGUCAUAGUGUUUGUAAUCUUUUUGUAGUCUUCAUAGUCUUUUGGUAGUCUAAUUCUUGUCAUGUUUUUCGAUUGUUUUAGGAGUGUUUUUCUUUUUUGUGGUCUUUGUGUGUGUGUGUGUAUGACAUGAAACCAGUUUGCUACAUUAAUGCGUCUUCAUUAGCAUCUUAAGGCUUGACAAGUUAGCCACAUUAGCAUGAAUAUUUAAGUAUGCUGACAUGAAAGCAGCAAGGAAAACAAACAGAUGAAACCUUUGUUUGUCAUUUGUAGUCCUUUUGAAUGAAUGAUAAAGUUUGAUACCAUUUUGCAGUGAAUUU
Messenger RNA from Syngnathus acus (greater pipefish), 2483 nucleotides. RefSeq lists its product as uncharacterized. NCBI's taxonomy places the organism in Eukaryota, Metazoa, Chordata, Actinopteri, Syngnathiformes, Syngnathidae. The transcript has 5 exons. The coding region runs from base 940 to 1692 and encodes 250 amino acids. The record is from RefSeq and is a predicted model, not a curated record.